CUACACUGCACAUAAAUAUUAUCCAUACAAAAUAUAUUUCGAACAUCAGAAAUAUUCAGAACAUCAGAAUGUAUAGCUCGAGAUGUAUAAGAUGUCCAAUCAAAUUAAAUUGCGGUUUCAUAAUAACCGUAAUAUUAUUAAUCAACUAUUUGGCACUAUCUGUUCAAUCUUCACAAGAUAUUUCACCAAUGGAAGUAGAUUAUGAAGAUUCAUCUAAAAUGGACAUUGAUGAUAGUUCGGCUCUUGAUGAUAUUUGUUUAACAGAGGGAUGCUAUAAUGCAGCGCAAUUGAUUCGUAAUAAUAUAAAUGAAACAGCUGAUCCGUGUAACAACUUUUUUGACUUCGCCUGCGGUGGCUUCGUUAGCAAAGCAGUAGUAUCGGAUAGUAAGCCGGCAACAGGGUAUUUGCAUGUAGUUCAAGAAAAAGUUAUGAAGGAAGUUUCAGAACUUCUUCAGGAAAUAAUUGAUUUAACAGAACCCAGAAUCUUUGAGUUAGCUAAACAAUAUUUUAAAACCUGUUUAGAUCAAACAUCCAAUGAAAAUAUUGGAUUAUUGUCUCUAAGUGAGAUUGUUGGACAACAAGGCGGUUGGCCUCUAAUACUCGGGGACAGUUGGCAAGAAAACGAAUUCGAUUGGGCAGAAACGGAUAUUAAGCUUCGACGAAUUGGGUUUAUUUCACAAUACCUAAUGAAAUUUUAUGUAUUCAACGACCUCUAUAAUAGUUCGAGAAAUCUUUUGCAUAUUGCUCCAGCUACUCUGGAAUUUCAUCCUAUCUUUUUAAAACUUGGCUUUAAUCACCAAAGUAUACAAAUAUUCUACAACUUUAUGGUAAACGUUGCUGUUUACUUGGGUGCCCAUAGAGUACGGGCAGCGGCAGAGUUAGCUGAUGUCCUUACUUUUGAAAUGCAACUUGCCAACAAACCCACAUACCCAUUGUAUCAUGGCUUAAAUACUUAAAUGGAUUAAUCGAGCCAGCUGCCCAUCUUGAAAUAAAUGAUAUAGUCCACGUUGAAAAUCCCAACUAUCUGAAUCAGUUGGCUUUUCUUAUGACAACAACGCGUAAA
Molecule: messenger RNA, 1063 nt
Organism: Nasonia vitripennis (jewel wasp)
Lineage: Eukaryota; Metazoa; Arthropoda; Insecta; Hymenoptera; Pteromalidae
Product: neprilysin-2-like
Exons: 7
Coding region: 69-956 (295 amino acids)
Biological process (GO): protein processing
Cellular component (GO): plasma membrane
Molecular function (GO): metalloendopeptidase activity
Source: RefSeq, a predicted model, not a curated record